Molecule: messenger RNA, 1626 nt
Organism: Verruconis gallopava
Lineage: Eukaryota; Fungi; Ascomycota; Dothideomycetes; Venturiales; Sympoventuriaceae
Exons: 1
Coding region: 6-1310 (434 amino acids)
Source: RefSeq, a predicted model, not a curated record
CUGACAUGCCAGGGCUCACGGAGAGACUGCCCGCUGAGAUUGUUCUCCUUAUCUGUGAGCACCUCGCAGCAGAUUCGACCCACAGUUUAUUGCAGUUAUGCUUGACAUCGAAGGCACUCUACGAACUUACAUAUCCCAUUCUCUAUCAAGACGUGCGAUUGAAGUCUCAUUAUGGCCCUCACUCCUCCUUGCUGCGCUUCUCGAGGCAUGCCUCGUCUCACGAAAAUGAUUUGCAAAGCAUCGACAUCCGGUUUACCAGAGGUCACAUGUCCGCCUUCCUGACCGGAAUUCCGUCUGCUUUCACCAACCUACAGCCUACGGCCGCUUUACUACCCAAGCUGACGCAGUUGCGGACGUUCAUUCUGAGGCUUGAACACCACGACAAGCGGAACGCGAGGCUGCCGGAUAAGGCGACUUCACUUCUCUUGAAAAGCCUUCCAGAGAGCGUACGAAAUCUUGAAUUAGACACCGAGGGCUCCGACCAGUUGACCUGGCAGGAGCAAAGAUGGGCCCCAGAAGAGUGCUUCUGUGACGCUCUCGCGGGGGUUCUGCCCCAACUGCAUCACAUUCGUCUUCGCAAGGGCUAUCUCUGUUCAAACAUCUUCAAAGGCAUCAAAGAUGCCAUUGCCAGUACAACGGAAUCAAAAGGUCAACAAGCCUGGCCACUGCGCUCGCUUACCAUCCGUCUUGACUUGGAGCGCGAAUGGAUGGAGGCACCAGCGCACUCGGCGUCAUGCCAGCGCAGGGCCGUCUCUAUUGAGGCCUCCAGCCUUGCCAACCCUGUACGUGAGGGGAUCGAGGCCGGCUUAUUCCCCGCUCUCGAGCACGCCGUGAUUAUCUCCAGGUUCGGCGACAUAGAAAACCUCCGCACAGCAAAGGGGACGAGACAUUCGGGAUUCGCGAUCCACAACGUCGUCAAGAACAGCACGACGCUGAUCCCCGUGCUGGCCGUCGAGAUCGACUGCAAGCUCCCGCUGGGGAGAAACCACGAGGCGUCAAGCAAGUUCGCCGACGUCUUCCUCGUGCGCGACCUGGAUGGCGUCGACAGGUUCGCGUCCUACUCGGAGCUCGCGUCCGCCCUCGAGCGCAACAGACCGUUUCGAGACGUGAUCGGCAGCCCAACGGCGCAGCCGUACGAGUUCGACUUCUCGUGCCUCGAUCUGCGCGAGCAGGCCACGCUGCCCAGCAACAUGCGCAUGUCGAUCUGGGAUCGAGAGGCCAAGGUCGGCCAGAUCCUGCUAUCUGCGAAGGAGCUGCAGGGCUUGAUCACGUCGCCGCGCUGGUUGAACGAAUUUCGACCCCCAGGCUAGGUGUACGGUGGGAUCAACAAGAAGGGCGAGACUCAGAUUGUUCGCUCCGAAGAGACAACCGAUCAGGCACAUGCUGGAAGUGUGCACAUAUAGCGUGUAGGAAAGCAACCGGGACGAUUCAAGCUCGUUUCGCGCUUGUCCUGGUGACGUUGACGCCAUCAUCUCUUGGCUCAACUUGUACGUGGGCUUGGGCACCAGGAAAAGCGCGAGCUCGUGUUUCCCUCCACGGUGGAUAAGCGCUUCUUCCCACGAGAACUCAGGCGGCUUUGUGGACGUGAGAGAAAAAGAGAACAGUGUAUGAUAUUUUCAUGUCAAC